This is a messenger RNA of Fusarium proliferatum ET1, 1095 nucleotides long. Its product is annotated as putative inorganic pyrophosphatase. Lineage: Eukaryota; Fungi; Ascomycota; Sordariomycetes; Hypocreales; Nectriaceae. Bases 1 to 1095 code for a protein of 364 amino acids. Gene Ontology annotation, molecular function: inorganic diphosphate phosphatase activity; magnesium ion binding. The transcript has 5 exons. The record is from RefSeq and is a predicted model, not a curated record. Gene Ontology annotation, biological process: phosphate-containing compound metabolic process. Gene Ontology annotation, cellular component: nucleus; cytoplasm.
AUGGCAUCGCUGGCAGCACGUAGCCUUGCCGCUGCCGCUGCAGGCCCCGGCGGGAGCCAUAGUGUCGUUACCAGUGGUACCCCGCCCCCUCCAUCCUCUUCUUAUUCUCACUCUGCUGCUACGUCAACCUCCAAAAUUUCUUCCCGUCGAACAGCUCAGAUUGCUCGACACUUUUCCUCCUCAUCCUCACCAACAGGUCCCGUUUCAAAGCAGAAGCCCGACAUGGCCUCCAACUACACCGUCCGCAAGGUUGCGGCUCCCAACACCCUCGAGCACCGAGUCUACAUCGAGAAGGAUGGCCAGCCCGUUUCUCCUUUCCAUGAUAUUCCUCUCUAUGCCAAUCAGGAGCAGACCAUCCUGAACAUGGUUGUCGAGAUUCCUCGAUGGACCAAUGCCAAGCUUGAGAUCUCCAAGGAGGAGCUCCUCAACCCCAUCAAGCAGGAUAUCAAGAAGGGCAAGCUUCGAUACGUCCGAAACUGCUUCCCCCACAAGGGUUACCUCUGGAACUACGGUGCCUUUCCCCAGACUUGGGAGGAUCCCAACUCCGUUCACCCUGAGACCAAGGCCAAGGGUGACAACGACCCUCUCGAUGUCUGCGAGAUCGGUGAGCUUGUUGGUUACUCUGGCCAGGUUAAGCAGGUCAAGGUCCUCGGUGUCAUGGCUCUCCUCGACGAGGAGGAGACUGACUGGAAGGUCAUCGUCAUUGAUAUCAACGACCCUCUCGCCUCCAAGCUGAACGACGUCGAGGAUGUCGAGCGACACCUUCCCGGUCUCCUCCGUGCCACCAACGAGUGGUUCCGUAUCUACAAGAUUCCCGAUGGCAAGCCCGAGAACCAGUUUGCUUUCACUGGCGAGUGCAAGAACAAGAGCUACGCCCUCGACGUCGUCCGUGAGUGUGCUGAGGCCUGGGAGCGUCUCAUCACUGGCAAGACCCCUGCCGGCGGUGUCUCCACCACCAACGUCACUGUCCAGAACUCUCCUUCUCGCGUCUCUCCUGACCAGCUCCCCCCUCUGCCUCCCAACGAGGACGUCCCCGCCGAGAAGAUCGAUGCUUCCAUCGACAAGUGGUUCUUCAUCAGCGGUGCCUCUGCUUAA